This is a messenger RNA of Asparagus officinalis (garden asparagus), 1752 nucleotides long. Its product is annotated as glucan endo-1,3-beta-glucosidase 14-like. Gene Ontology annotation, biological process: carbohydrate metabolic process. The transcript is spliced from 4 exons. Gene Ontology annotation, molecular function: hydrolase activity, hydrolyzing O-glycosyl compounds. NCBI's taxonomy places the organism in Eukaryota, Viridiplantae, Streptophyta, Magnoliopsida, Asparagales, Asparagaceae. Gene Ontology annotation, cellular component: plasma membrane. Bases 81 to 1229 code for a protein of 382 amino acids. The record is from RefSeq and is a predicted model, not a curated record.
AAUACGAAGGAAGGGAGAGAGAGAGAGGAGAGGCAACGGAGAUAUAGGAGAGAGAAAGAUAGCUAGGGAUAGAAGGAGAAAUGAAGCUCAUUUUCUCUCACCUCCCCUCACUUCUAACAUUUCUCUGUUUGCUUCUCUCGGCUCAAGCUCCUCUCCCAUCUCUCGCCGUCACGUUCGGAAUAAACUACGGCCAAAUCGCCAACAACCUCCCAACCCCAAUCCAAGUCUCCAGCCUCCUCCAAUCGAUCAGCAUCAACAAAGUCAAGCUCUACGACGCCGACCCAAAAGUCCUCACCGCCUUCAAUAACUCCGACGUCGAAUUCAUAAUCAGUGUCAGCAACGACAACAUCAUCAAUAUGCGAGAUCCAACCCAAGCCCAAUCCUGGCUCAAACAAAAUGUUCAGCCUUACCUCCCUCAAACAAAAAUCACCUGCAUAACCGUUGGCAACGAGGUUUUCUCAAGCAACGACACAAAUCUCAUGGCCAACCUUUUACCAGCAAUGCAAUCUCUCUACGAAGCACUUCAAACUCUAGGAUUAGAUGGUCAAGUCAAUAUCAGCAGUGCACAUUCUUUAGCUAUCUUGGGGGACUCAUUCCCGCCAUCAGCUGGUUCGUUUCGUCAGGAUCUUGUGCAGUAUAUUCAGCCGUUGCUCAAUUUUCAUUCGGAGAGUAAUUCGCCAUUCCUUAUAAAUGCUUACCCUUACUUCGCUUAUAAAGGAAGCCCAAAUACUGUUUCGUUAGAGUACGUACUGUUUGAGCCUAAUCCUGGAGUAACUGAUCCAAACACAAAUUUGAACUAUGAUAACAUGUUAUAUGCUCAGAUUGAUUCAGUUUAUGCUGCAAUUAAAGCGCUGGGGCAUAAUGAUAUUUUGGUGAGGAUAUCGGAGACUGGGUGGCCUUCUAAAGGAGAUACUGAUGAGCCUGGAGCGACGCCACAAAACGCUGCAAUGUAUAUAGGGAAUUUGUUGAAGAGGAUUUCGAUGAAUCAGGGGACGCCGUUGAAUCCUACAGUGCCUAUCGAUGUUUAUGUGUUUGCUCUGUUUAAUGAAGAUAUGAAGCCAGGGCCGACUUCUGAGAGGAAUUACGGGUUGUUUUAUCCUGAUGGGACUCCAGUUUAUAGUGUCGGGCUGCAGGAGUUGUCCCCGUACUCGUCCGCGCCGGGGUCUUUCAAGCAGAAGACGAUGACUGUUCUAGGACUUUUGAUCCUAGCUGUGGCACUCCUAGUCUAAGCUUGUCAUAGUGGAGUUUGAUUACAGCUAAUUUUGUUGAGAAAUUUGAGCCUACGGUCAAGGAUAUAUUCAAAACUUAAGGGUGCAAAUUAUGGUAGAGUGGAACUCAAGAGCUUGAUUCAUUGUAUCAAUCAUGGCUUUUUGUGAGAGGAUCACUAUUUUUUGUGAGGGCAUUAGUAAUUUUCGUGAGAAUAUUAUUGAUAGAAGAAGAGACCUUGCCAGGAGUAGAAUAUUUCGUACAUGAUUUCCCCUUUUCUUUAUUUCAUAUUUCGCUAUAGGAAUUAUUCCAUCUUUUUUUACUUGAGUGAACAUUUUUUAGUUGUUGUAGAUUGGAUUGUUAGGCUCCGGGUUUCAUGUACAAUAUGGUAUAUGUUAGUGAUUGUAGAUUGAAUUAUUAAUUAUUAAAUAUAAUUCAUUCCUUUGAUGAUUUAAGUAUAUCCUGCUCAAUUCCAUGUAUAUUCUCCUGAUCCUGAUUCAUGAGAAACUUUAACUUUCAAAAUCUAUGAUACGUUCACAUCUACAG